Phoenix dactylifera (date palm) is the source of this 4591-nucleotide messenger RNA. NCBI's taxonomy places the organism in Eukaryota, Viridiplantae, Streptophyta, Magnoliopsida, Arecales, Arecaceae. The record is from RefSeq and is a predicted model, not a curated record.
AUGGCAGCUUCGAGCGGCAUGGAGUACUUAGAGAUCGACGUGGAGUCGGCCAUGGAGCACUUCUCGCGGCCGAGGCCGUCCAACGCGGACGUCGUGGACGAGGACGAGGCGGAGCUCGUAUGGGCCGCCAUCGAGAGGCUGCCCUCCAUCAAGCGCCACAACUUCGCCAUCGUCCGCUGCGACUCCGUCUCCUACCCCCGCCGCCCCCGAGGCCGAGCCGGCGAGUCCUCUACCUUCGAGGUCGUCGACGUCCGGAAGCUCGACCGCCGCGUCCGCGAGCGCGUGCUGCAGAAAGCCUUCGCCACCAACGACCAGGAUAACUACAACCUCUUGGCCGGCAUCAAAGCCCGCUUUGAUCGGGCAGGAUUGGAGGUUCCGAAAGUGGAAGUGAGGUUCCAGGGCCUGAAUGUGUCUGCAAAAGUUCACACUGGUCGAAGAGCAUUGCCUACUCUCCCCAACUAUGUCCUCGACGCUGUCGAGACAUUUCUCACAUCCUUGCGGAUACUCCAACCGAAUAAACAGACCCUCACCAUCUUGGAUAAUGUUAGUGGCAUUGUGAAGCCAGGAAGGCCAACAUGGUAUUGCUUGAUGAUAAAGCAGUUAAGAUUCGGGGGUUUUGUUGGUCUAUUUAAUAAUGUAUUUGAUGGGCGUGUAAUGUUGUUUGCCUUAUAUGCUGUGGUGGCAGAAUUAUGCUGCUGUUGGGACCUCCUUGUUCUGGGAAAUCCACAUUACUCUCAGCACUUGCUGACAAGUGGAAAUGUGACAUACAAUGGCUGUGCUAUUGAUAAAUUCUGUGUACAAAGAACAUCUGCAUAUAUCAGCCAGACGGAUAAUCAUAUUGGAGAAUUGACUGUUCGAGAAACUUUAGAUUUUGCUGCAAGAUGCCAGGGUGCAAGCGACAAUUGGGCAGAGUAUUUGAAAGAUCUGGUCAGGCUUGAGAAGGAAAAGAAAACCCAUCCAAGUCCCGAAAUUGAUGCAUUUAUGAAGGUUGCUUCAAUUGGCAGUGAAAAGGACAACCUUGCAAAAGAUUAUGUUUUAAAAGUACUUGGUCUUGACAUUUGUGCUGAUACUCUGGUUGGUAGUGAUAUGGUCAGGGGUGUCUCAGGUGGUCAGAAAAAGCGAGUAACAACAGGAGAAAUGAUAGUUGGACCGAGAAAAACCCUUUUCAUGGAUGAAAUAUCUACAGGACUCGACAGCUCUACUACAUAUCAAAUUGUGAAGUGCAUGAGGAACUUUGUUCAUCAAAUGGAGGCAACUGUGCUGAUGUCUCUUCUGCAGCCUGCACCAGAGACAUUUGAUCUUUUUGAUGAUCUUAUACUAUUAUCUGAGGGACAUAUUGUUUACCAUGGUCCCAGGAAACAUGUCCUUGGGUUCUUUGAAUCAUUAGGCUUUUCCUUACCACCUCGCAAAGGAGUAGCAGACUUUCUCCAAGAGGUUACCUCUAGAAAGGAUCAAGCGCAGUAUUGGUCUGAUCGUUCGAAGCCCUAUGUGUUUCUUCCCGUUUCAAAAAUUGCUGAGGCAUUCAGACAGUCUGAAUAUGGAAAAUCUAUAGAAUCCAGUCUCUCUGUUCCUAAUGAUAAAACAAAGUUCCUCCCCUCUGCCCUUGCCAGGACAAAGUUUGCUAUAUCAAAAAGAGACCUUCUCAGAGCAUGCUUCUCUCGGGAACUGCUUCUUAUCUCUCGCCAUCGUUUCCUGUACCUUUUCAGAACAUGUCAAGUUGCAUUUGUGGGAAUCAUCACAUGCACAAUGUUUCUCCGCACGAGGAUUCAUCCUGUUGAUGAGACAAAUGGAAAUUUGUAUCUUUCAUGCUUGUUUUUUGGACUGAUACACAUGAUGUUCAAUGGACUUCCAGAGCUUCCAAUCACUAUAAGCCGACUGCCGGUUUUCUAUAAGCAGAGAGACAAUUUCUUUCAUCCUGCUUGGGCCUUUUCAAUUCCUAGUUGGAUAUUACGUAUUCCUUACUCCAUGAUCGAGGCUGUUGUGUGGUCUUGCAUAGUCUACUACACAGUAGGGUUUGCGCCAAGUGUUGGAAGGUUUUCCCGCUUCGUGCUUUUACACUUUUCCAUGCACCAAAUGGCACUGGGUCUUUUCCAGAUGAUGGCAUCUGUUGCACGCGAUCUGAUUGUUGCCAAUACAUUUGGAUCUUUUGCACUGAUAGCUAUAUUUUUGCUGGGGGGAUUUAUUGUUCCAAAAGAUGCAAUCAAACCAUGGUGGAUUUGGGCUUUCUGGACUUCUCCAUUACAAUAUGGACAACGGGCAAUUUCAGUUAAUGAGUUCACUGCCUCUAGGUGGAAAGAGAGAUCUGCUACUGGAACUGAUACAAUUGGGAACAAUGUUCUCCAUCUGCAUGGUCUGCCCACCCAGGAGUACUGGUAUUGGCUUGGUGUUGGUGUUUUAUUGGCAUAUUCUAUCCUCUUCAACAUUUUGUGCACCCUUGCCUUUGCAUACCUUAACCCACUGGGAAAGGCACAGGCAGUGAUCCCAUCGGAUUCUGCAGAAAAGAAGGACGAGGGUGUUUUAGGCACUAACUCUGAAAUGGGAUCUAAAGUACCCCCGAAGAGAGGAAUGAUCCUUUCCUUCCAACCAGUAUCCAUGACAUUUCAUAAUGUCAAUUACUUUAUUGACAUGCCAAAGGAAAUGAGAACGAAAGGAGUUCCAGAAACACGGUUGCAGCUACUGUCCAAUGUGAGUGGAGUGUUUAGACCACAUGUCUUGACAGCACUGGUUGGUUCAAGUGGAGCUGGGAAGACAACACUCAUGGAUGUGCUCGCUGGGAGGAAGACUGGUGGAUACAUAGAGGGUGAUAUAAGAAUAUCUGGGUAUGUAAAAGAACAAAGCACCUUCGCUAGAAUAUCAGGAUAUGUCGAACAAAAUGAUAUACAUUCACCUCAAGUAACAGUUGAAGAAUCUCUCUGGUUUUCAUCAAGUCUUCGCCUUCCCAAAGGAAUCACCAAAGAGGAUAGACUCGCAUUUGUUGAGGAAGUGAUGGCUUUAGUAGAGCUUGAUGGUCUGCGGCAUGCAUUGGUAGGCUUGCCUGGAAGUUCUGGCUUAUCUACAGAACAAAGAAAACGCCUUACCAUUGCUGUGGAGCUAGUUGCAAAUCCUUCUAUUAUUUUUAUGGAUGAACCCACAUCUGGAUUAGAUGCGCGUGCUGCAGCCAUUGUGAUGCGUACUGUUCGCAACACCGUAGAUACAGGAAGAACUGUUGUUUGCACCAUACACCAACCGAGCAUUGAUAUAUUUGAAGCAUUUGAUGAACUUCUUCUUAUGAAACGUGGGGGCCAUCUCAUAUAUGCAGGCUUGCUAGGUGUGAACUCACAAAGGAUGAUUGAUUACUUUCAGGGGAUUCCUGGAGUCCCUCCUAUCCCAGAUGGUUACAAUCCAGCAACUUGGAUGCUUGAAAUUAGUACGGAAGCAUGUGAAGAAAGGCUUGGUCUUGACUUUGCUACCGUAUACAGAAACUCAGAUCAAUUCAGGGAAGUUGAAGAUUUGAUCCAUCAAUUAAGCACUCCUGCUGCUGGAACAGAGCCGUUGAAGUUCUCCUCAGAAUUUUCACAAGAUACCAUGACCCAAUUCAAAACCUGCUUUCUGAAGCAAAAUCUUGUAUACUGGAGAAGUCCACAAUAUAAUGCUGUGCGCUUGUUCUUCACCACAAUUUCUUCUUUGAUAUUUGGAACCGUGUUUUGGAAUGUUGGUUCAAAAAGGGAAACAGCACAGGACUUGCAAAUUGUAAUGGGGGCUCUUUACGCUUCUUGUCUAUUUCUUGGAGUAAAUAAUGCAUCAUCAGUACAGCCCAUGAUUUCUAUUGAGAGGACUGUUUUCUACAGAGAAAGAGCAUCUGGAAUGUACUCUUCAGUUCCUUAUGCAGCAGCACAGGGUGCUGUAGAGAUUCCAUACAUUUUUGCACAAACUAUUAUAUUUGGUUGCAUCACCUAUUUCAUGGUCAAUUACGAAAAGGCAUUAGGGAAAUUCUUAUUAUACCUCUUGUUCAAUUUCCUCACUUUCACCUACUUCACAUUCUAUGGAAUGAUGGCAGUUGGUUUGACACCGUCUCAGCAGCUAGCAGCAGUUCUUUCACCAGCACUUUAUUCUCUGUGGAAUCUUCUCUCAGGUUUUCUGAUUCCAAAACCUAAUAUCCCCGGUUGGUGGAUUUGGUUUUAUCACAUAUGCCCUACUGCAUGGACUCUGCGAGGCAUCAUUACAUCACAAUUAGGUGAUGUCGAAACCAGAUUAGUUGGGGCUGGUUUUGAUGGCACAGUGAAACAGUUUCUUGAGGAGAACCUCGGCUUUGAGUCUGGAAUGACAGGUGUUACUGCUGCGGUGCUAAUUGGCUUCUCCGUGCUCUUCUUCAGCGUGUACGUAAUCUCCAUCAAAAUCCUCAACUUCCAGAGGCGGUGAUUUCGAAGCAACUGCUUUGCCGACCGAAGACGUCUGCGUUGGUUGCCUCCUUUUUUUGAGGAAUUCUGUCUUCGUCUUCAAAUAGCUCAGAUGUUAUUAAAAUUCAUUAUAAAACAAGAAAUUAGUUUUUAGCCUUCAGUCUGGACCUCAAUUUCUUUCCAUGUCAACAAAGGCUUAUACUUGUUCUUUUUAA